CAAAGUUCCACCAAUCAGCUAUUACAACAGUCAUUAAACCCAUCUUCUCCUAUUAUCAAACGAAUAUCAGCUGCCAGUAUCCAAUCUCUCUCUAGAAUCUUCUUCGUUCCUACAAGAACAUAACAAACCACAUAUUUACAUUUCAAUUUAAAGAACAGUCUGCAGAUCUUGUCUCAAUUGAUUUUGUUUCCAUUUUCUUUCACUGGGUUUAAUAGGAUUCCAGGAAGUGAUAAUUAAAAUCAAUGGAGGACGUUCAGGAGCAGCAGAAAAGUCAACCUCUUGGGCAAGAAGAUGAGAGUGAAAUAGUCACUGAGAGUGUUGGGCUUGCACAGAGUGUAGCUCCUCAAGAUGGCAGUGGUCCUCCAAUAGUGGAUUCUAAAGUGGAAGUGCUUCAUGAUCAUGUAACUAAACAGAUUAUCAAGGAGGGUCAAGGUCAAAAACCUUCCAAAUAUUCAACAUGCUUUGUGCACUACAGGGCUUGGACCGAAAGCACCCAACAUAAGUUUGAGGAUACAUGGCAUGAACAACAACCUCUUGAAAUAAUUUUAGGGAAAGAGAAAAAAGAAAUGACUGGCUUGGCUAUUGGUGUGUCCAGCAUGAAGUCGGGUGAACAUGCCCUGUUACGCGUUGGCUGGGAACUUGGUUAUGGUAAAGAAGGAAGCUUCUCGUUCCCUAAUGUUCCUCCCAUGGCUGACUUAGUAUAUGAAGUUGUGCUUAUUGGGUUUGAUGAAACCAAAGAAGGGAAAGCUCGUAGUGACAUGACUGUGGAGGAAAGGAUUGGCGCUGCAGAUCGAAGAAAGAUGGAUGGCAAUGCCUUAUAUAAGGAGGAGAAAUGGGAAGAGGCCAAGCAACAGUAUGAAAUGGCCAUAGCAUAUAUGGGUGAUGAUUUCAUGUUCCAGUUGUUUGGGAAGUACCGGGACAUGGCUUUGGCUGUUAAAAAUCCAUGCCACCUUAAUAUGGCAGCAUGUCUAAUAAAGCUAAAGCUCUAUGAAGAAGCCAUAGGGCAAUGCAGCCUUGUAUUAGCUGAGGAUGAAAACAAUGUGAAAGCCCUUUUCAGACGGGGAAAAGCUAGAGCAGAACUUGGUCAAACAGAAGCUGCACGGGAAGACUUUUCAAAGGCUUGUAAAUUUGCACCUGAAGACAAAGCAAUUGCAAGAGAGCUUCGUAAGAUUGCUGAACAUGACAAGGCUGUUUAUCAGAAGCAAAAGGAGAUCUAUAAAGGAAUUUUUGGACCUCGACCAGAACCUAAACCAAAGAGUACCAAUUGGUUAGUCAUCUUUUGGCAAUGGCUAUUGUCAUUACUUUAUCGCCUCUUUAGACGCGAGAGAGUCAAAGCUGAUUGAUGUGAAGUCUGAACAUCUAAAUAUGGGAAGAUAAUUGAUACAGUUCCAGUGAUUCUGAAUAAUGUUUUCAGACUUUUCAAUGACCUCUUUCGUUAAGUACUACUUUUUGAACUUUGGUUAGCGUUAAGUCUUUUCUGAUGCUCAUGUUGCUGAUGGAUAAUAUGUUAGUAAAAUUUCAUUAUGCUUGAGUUGA
This is a messenger RNA of Mangifera indica (mango), 1536 nucleotides long. Its product is annotated as peptidyl-prolyl cis-trans isomerase FKBP42-like. Bases 243 to 1343 code for a protein of 366 amino acids. The record is from RefSeq and is a predicted model, not a curated record. The transcript is spliced from 7 exons. Lineage: Eukaryota; Viridiplantae; Streptophyta; Magnoliopsida; Sapindales; Anacardiaceae. Gene Ontology annotation, molecular function: peptidyl-prolyl cis-trans isomerase activity; protein binding.